Emiliania huxleyi CCMP1516 is the source of this 1635-nucleotide messenger RNA. RefSeq lists its product as hypothetical. Gene Ontology annotation, molecular function: protein binding. The record is from RefSeq and is a predicted model, not a curated record. The coding region runs from base 1 to 1635 and encodes 544 amino acids. The transcript is spliced from 2 exons. Lineage: Eukaryota; Haptophyta; Isochrysidales; Noelaerhabdaceae.
AUGGCGGCCCGCAAGCGCGCCCGCACCGGCGGCGGCGUCGGUGAGGACGAGCCCGUGCCGGUCGCGGAUGGCUUCGAGGCGCCCAUCUUUGGCGCGCGCGUCGUCGGCCAGGUCGCCACGCUGGCGCUCGAGGGCGAGGACGGCCCUCUAUCACUCGGGACGGUUGGCGUUGCGAGCGACCACGCGGGCGCCUGGUUCGUCUCGACCAAGGACUCGCUGCAGCAGGUCUCGGCGGCCGGGCGCGUGCGCCGCGUAGCAGCCUUGCCGGCAAGUGAAGUCAACAGCAUUGCUGCCAGCCCAGACGGGAGCGCAGCGUUUGUGGCGACGGGCGAGAUGGCCACGCUAGCGGGCAGCGGCGAGGAGGGCGACGCGGAUGGCGCGGGCGACGCGGCGGAGUUCUACAACCCAUCUGGCGUCGCCAUAAGCCGCGACGGCGGCACGCUGUUUGUGGCGGACUUCAGCAACAACAAGAUCCGGCGGGUGGAGGUGACGACGGGCGCGGUGACGACGAUCGCGGGCAGCGGCAUAAAGGGCAGCGCUGAUGGCUUGGGCGACGCGGCGCAGUUCUGCUGUCCAGCUGGCAUCGCCAUCAGCCCAGACGGCGGCGCGCUGUUUGUGGCAGACCAAGGCAACCACAAGAUCCGGCGGGUUGCGGUGGCGACGGGAGAGGUGACCACGAUCGCGGGCAGCGGCGAGGGUGGCGACGCGGACGGCGUGGGCGACGCGGCAGAGUUCUGCUACCCAAAUGGCAUCGCCAUCAGCCCAGACGGCAGCGCGCUGUUUGUGGCGGACUAUAGCAACCACAAGAUCCGGCAGGUCGAGGUGGCGACUGGCGAGGUGACGACCCUCGCGGGCAGCGGCACAGAGGGCAGCGCUGACGGCGUGGGCGACGCGGCGCAGUUCGACGGCCCAGAUGGAGUCGCCCUCAGCCCGGACGGCAGCACGCUGUUGGUCGGUUCGGACGGUGGCCUCCGCCAGGUCUGCGUGGCGGCGCCUCCUCCGCCUCCCUCCUUUGCCCCGAUCGUCGUUCCGCCUUCGACCCUUGCAGCCGACUUCGCAACGACGCGGGGCGACGCCUCCCUGCCAGAGGGGAAAGUCACCUUCCUGGUCGGCGACGACGAGGAGCGCAUCGAGAACGUGAGCAAGAACAACCUCUGCGCCCGGUCCCCGGUCUUUCGGACCAUGUUUGGCAUCGGCAUGAAGGAGCGCGACGCCGCCGAGGUCACGGUGUCCCACACCGACCUCGCCAGCUUCACCGCCCUCGUCGACUACCUCCUCUCCGACAAGUUCGACCUCGGCGAGGAGGAGGGCGGCAGGGCGCAGCGCGCGCUCGACCUGCGGGAGCUGGCGCAGAUGUACCAGGUGCCGCGCCUCGAGCUGCUCUGCGCGCAGGCGCUGCAGGAGAGCGUCGCGCUGGCGACCGCCGUGCCGCUGCUCGAGGCGGCGCACACGACGGGCGACGGGCGGCUCCUCGCGCAGUGCCGCCGCUUCGUGGCCGACCACGCCGCCGAGGUGCGGGCGAGCGGCGGCGUGGAGCAGCUGCGCGACUUGGGCGUGGCCAAGGGGCUGCUCGGCGACGCGCUCGACCAGGUGGCGGAGCUUAAGAAGGGGGCACUGCGCGCGGCAGCGGACUGA